Molecule: messenger RNA, 2013 nt
Organism: Dichomitus squalens LYAD-421 SS1
Lineage: Eukaryota; Fungi; Basidiomycota; Agaricomycetes; Polyporales; Polyporaceae
Exons: 5
Coding region: 47-1990 (647 amino acids)
Biological process (GO): RNA 3'-end processing
Cellular component (GO): TRAMP complex; nucleolus
Molecular function (GO): mRNA binding; poly(A) RNA polymerase activity
Source: RefSeq, a predicted model, not a curated record
AUAGGAUCUCGAACGACACUUGAUAACACUAGCCUGGUGUUCCAGUAUGUUCAACAAACCCCGUUCUCAACGCAGCUCGGUCUCGACACCAGAAGAGAACACUCCCACCCCCAACCGUCGCGCGCGCAGGAAAGAGAAGCAAAGACAGAAUGGCGAAGCUGGACCGUCAAACCCACAGUCCUCGAAUACCUCUGAGCCUCCUAGCAAAGCCGCUGAAGCGUCCAGCGCGAUCCAGAGUUCGUUUGGCAAUGAUGACUUUAUCGCGUUCUCGUUCUCGGACUCCGAAGAAGCGGACAAGCGGUCCGCUCGCGAAAGCUCGCCGCCACUCAGGGAGUGGGAUAGGGGAAAAAGGAAGGAGAAGGAGCGCGAGGAGCACGCGGGACGAAAGAGGAAAGUGGAGGAGAUCGACUUCAACGACGGGUACACGAACAAGAAGCAGCGCAUCGCUGCGGCGUCGCGUAGGGCACCUUGGGCGCAGGAUGUGGACUGGGAUAGAUGCGUGAAUGUUGCAGAGAUGUUACACAACGAGGUGGAGGCGUUUGUCGACUACAUGUCUCCAACGCCAAUAGAGGACGAAGUUCGCUCGCUCUCAGUCCAGCUUAUCGCAAGAGCGAUAUCGAAAUCAUACCCAGAUGCCAAGGUACUACCGUUUGGAAGCUAUGAAACGAAACUAUACCUUCCAUCAGGAGAUAUCGAUCUUGUCAUUUACUCGCAUUCCAUGAUGCGAAUGGACAAGGUUUCGGUGCUCCAUUCCCUUGCGAACAUCAUGAAGCGAGCUGGGAUUACGGACCGGGUCACAAUCAUUGCGAAAGCGAAGGUUCCUAUCAUCAAAUUCGUCACGGCCCACGGUCGAUUCUCCGUCGACAUUUCCGUCAACCAAGGCAACGGCGUCGAUACUGGCAAGAUGGUGAAGCAGUUCCUACGGGAGCUACCGGCCCUCCGGAGCCUCGUUCUCAUCAUCAAAAACUUUCUCAGCCAGAGGAGCAUGAACGAGGUCUUUACUGGAGGCCUCGGUAGCUAUAGCAUCGUCUGCUUGGCUAUCAGCUUCUUGCAGAUGCAUCCGAAGAUCCGGAGAGGCGAGAUCGAUCCUUCAAAGAACCUUGGCGUGCUCGUCAUGGAAUUCUUCGAGCUCUACGGUUCCUACUUCAAUUACCAAGAAGUAGGGAUCUCGCUUCGCGACGGAGGCUCGUAUUUCAAUAAGCGGCAGAGGGGCUGGUUCGACUACCGCGAGCCUCGACUGCUUUCGAUCGAGGACCCAGGCGAUCCCACUAAUGAUAUCUCGCGGGGCUCAUACAACUUCGCGCGGGUCCGGACUACUUUAGCUGGGGCGCAUGGGAUCAUGACCGCAGCGGCAUAUGCGCAGGCCAGCAUCAUUAGUGCACGGAGAGAGGGGCGGACAGUUCGACUACGUCCCACGUCCGAUGCCGAGGAAAUGAGCAUCCUGGCGAGUGUAAUGGGAGUUACACAAGAGACUAUCAAUCAUCGACGGGUGGUCCAGGAGGUGUACGAGCGCCAAGUCCUCCAUCGGAUACUCGGAAUCAUUCCCCAGCCCUCGCUGUCAUUCAGAGGCCCAACUGACGGCGCGUCGCGCACGGCGGAGGCAGAGAGCGUUCAGGAUGCAUGGGGUCAUACCGACAUGGACCCUGGUACUCCGGACGGCUCAGUGUCGGGCGCUGAGGAGGAGGUCGAAAGCCGGUACGACAUUGAGAGCCGGAGGCAACCUCCGAAGAAGCGGAGGCGUACAGGCACCCGGGCAGAUGAGGGCAUCACGUUGCACACGGUGUACACGACGGACGAUGAGGAGGAUGGGUUUUCAGCAAGCCAUCGGCCGAGCGGCGAUGACGGGAUCGAGGAGGAAGAGGAGGAGUAUGAUUUAUCUGCGUUGGACGCGGAAAGUCAGGAGCGUGGCGGAGGAAGCAAGGCAGAAAAACGAUCGUAUUGGUUAUCAAAGGCUAUGGCUGGGGCCGCCAGCGACGGAUGCGAUGAUUGAUCAAUUGCAAUAUAUGUAAAUUG